Messenger RNA from Pipistrellus nathusii (Nathusius's pipistrelle), 2307 nucleotides. The record is from the annotation of a GenBank genome assembly. Lineage: Eukaryota; Metazoa; Chordata; Mammalia; Chiroptera; Vespertilionidae.
AUGAGUGAGUGCAGAAAACCAACCCUGGGUUCAAGCCCUGAGACAUUCAGCCCAGAUGUUGUUGCUGACAUUUUUGAACUCUUUGCUAAGAACUUUUCUUAUGGCAAGCCACUUAAUAAUGAGUGGCAAUUACCAGAUUCCAGUGAGAUUUUCACCUGUGACCACACAGAAUUUAAUGUGUUACUUGAUUUGAAGAACUCUCUAAAUGAAGUAAAAAACCUACUGAGUGAUAAGAAGCUGGAUGAGUGGCAUGAACACACUGCUUCCACUAAUAAAGCUGGAAAAAUUAUUUCCUGUGUGAGAAAAUCUAUGAAUGCUGAACUUUGUACUCAAGCAUGGUGUAAAUUUCAUGAAAUUUUGUGCAGCUUUCCAGUUAUUCCACUGGAAGCUUUUCAGAAUGGAAAACUGAAUUCUCUACAUCUUUGUGAAGCUCCUGGGGCUUUUAUAGCUAGUCUCAAUCACUACUUAAAAUCCCAUCGAUUCCCUUGUGAAUGGCAUUGGGUAGCUAAUACUCUGAAUCCAUACCAUGAAGCCAAUGACAAUCUUACGAUGAUUAUGGAUGACCGACUUAUUGCAAAUACCUUGCAUUGGUGGUACUUUGGUCCAGAUAACACCGGUGAUAUCAUGACCUUGAAAUAUCUGACUGGCCUUCAGAAUUUCAUAAGCAACAUGACCACUGUUCACUUGAUCACUGCAGAUGGGAGCUUCGAUUGCCAAGGAAACCCAGGUGAACAAGAAGCUUUGGUCUCUUCUUUACAGUACUGUGAAGCAGUCACUGCCCUGGUGACCCUUGGAAACGGUGGCUCUUUUGUUCUGAAGAUGUUUACUUUGUUUGAACAUUGUUCCAUAAACUUGAUGUACCUGCUCAACUGUUCCUUUGAGCAAGUCCAUGUUUUCAAACCUGCUACAAGCAAGGCAGGAAACUCAGAAGUCUAUGUGGUAUGUCUUCAGUAUAAGGGGAGAGAUGUAAUCCAGCCUCUCUUAUCUAAGAUGGUGCUGAACUUUGGAACUGAAAUGACCAGGAAAUCUCUCUUUCCUCCUCAUGUGAUUCCUGCAUCUUUUCUUAAAAGGCAUGAAGAAUGUUGUGCGUUCUUUCAUAAAUACCAGCUAGAGACUAUUUCUGAGAACAUCCGUCUGUUUGAGGGCAUAGGAAAGGAGGAACAGGCAAGAUUGAAUAAUUUAAGGGACUGUGCUGUUCAAUAUUUCAUGCAAAAGUUUCAAUUAAAGCCUCUUUCCAGAAAUAAUUGGCUAGUAAAAAAAUCUAAUAUUGGUUGUAGUACAAAUACAAAAUGGUUUAGGCAGAGGAACAGAUAUUUUAAAACCUAUAAUGAAAGGAAAAUGCUAGAAACUCUUUCAUGGAAAGAUAAGGUGGCCAAAGGAUACUUUAAUAGUUGGGCCGAAGAACAUGUUGCAUAUAAUUCUGGGCAAAGUUCUCUUUUAGAGAGGACAGCUUCCAAUCUUGAGUGUCAUUCAUGGCAUAUUUUAGAGGGAAAGAAACUGCCAAAAGUAAAGUGUUCUCCUUUUUGUGAUAGUGAUAUUUUAAAGACUCUUAAUGAAGCAAUUGAAAAAUCAUUAGGUGGAGCCUUGAAUUUGGAUUCCAAGUUCUGGCCAAAACAUCAGAAUUGUUGUUCUUGCCAUGUUUUUUCUGAAGAACUGAUUUUUUCUGAGUUGUUUAGGCUUAUCAAGUGCCUUCAGGAUGAGCAGGUUGGAGAACCCAGCAACCAAAUAAAAUGCCUGCUUGUGGGUUUUCCAGUUCUCCCUGAUAUCAAAAUGCAUAUACCAUUGGAAAUUCAACUUCUUGAAUCGGCUGAGCUUAUGUCUUUCACCUGCUCAUUGUUUCAUGAUGGGGACCCAACUUACCAGCAGUUAUUUUUGAACUGCCUUCUACAUUCACUACAGCAUCUUAAUACAGGGGAUGUUAUGAUUUUGCCAGUACUUUCCUGUUUUACAAGGUUUAUGGCUGGUUUGAUCUUUGUACUCCAUAGCUGUUUUAGAUUCAUCACAUUUUCUUGUCCCACAUCCUCUGAGCCUCUGAAGAUCUGUGCAGUCCUGUUAUGUGUUGGUUACCAGGACCUUCCAAAUCCAGUUUUCCAGUAUCUGCAGAAUCUGAACGGAUUGUUGAGUGCUUUGCUUAACUCUGAUGCACCCGAACAAGUUUUACAGUUUGUGCCAAUGGAAUUUCUCCUUCAGGGGGCACUGCUUGAUUUUUUGUGGGAUUUGAAUGCUGCCAUUGCUAAAAGACAUUUGCAUUUGAUUAUUCAAGGAGAGAGAGAAGAAAUCAUCAGCAGCCUUCAGUUACAAAAUUGA